UUCUUUACCUUCUUUUACAUUCAUCCUUCACAGAUUAUUUAUUCGAAGUUUUAUUCAGGAACUCGAUUCCGUCCUCUCUCGCUUCAGUUGCCCAAACCUCUCUUUCCAAUCGCCGGCGUUCCUCUGGUGGAACACCAUAUUGAUCAACUUUCUCAGCUUCCUGGACUAUCUGAAAUUAUUUUGAUUGGCUCCUAUUCUUCUGAUCUUUUCACAGACUUUAUUGGCAGAUGUCAGCAGACUUAUCGUAUUUCCAUAAAGUAUGCUCAGGAACAACAGCCUUUAGGUACUGCUGGUGGUUUAGUGGCGCAGAAGGACACAAUCCUCGGGGACUCACCUGAAGGGUUGUUUGUUAUUAAUGGCGAUGUAUGUGGCGAUCUUCCGGUAGACGAAAUGGUGGCGCGUAUUGCUUGCUUACCUAAUGGUAGCUGCUUGCUCCUUACAACAGAAGCAACUCGAGAACAAAGUGGAAACUUCGGA
Haemonchus placei is the source of this 477-nucleotide messenger RNA. NCBI's taxonomy places the organism in Eukaryota, Metazoa, Nematoda, Chromadorea, Rhabditida, Trichostrongylidae. The record is from the annotation of a GenBank genome assembly.